Molecule: messenger RNA, 276 nt
Organism: Trichoderma breve
Lineage: Eukaryota; Fungi; Ascomycota; Sordariomycetes; Hypocreales; Hypocreaceae
Exons: 2
Coding region: 1-276 (91 amino acids)
Source: RefSeq, a predicted model, not a curated record
AUGGCCAAGGUCCAGAUCGCCAAGACUGACAAGUCCACCACCACCGUCGGCUGCACCGUCAUGGCCAAGCCUCAGCCUGAUGGACACAAGAUCGACGAGAACCACACUACUCUCGGCUGCACCGUCAUGGCCAAGCCUAAGGCGCGUCAGCACAAGAUCGACGAGAACCACACUACCCUCGGCUGCACCAUCAUAUGGAUGGGAUUCAAGUCUAUCCCCGAAUGUGUUAUGAAAUAUUCAAUAUUAUUAUUUAUACGCAAUGAUUUCAACGUUUAG